Molecule: messenger RNA, 3331 nt
Organism: Strongylocentrotus purpuratus (purple sea urchin)
Lineage: Eukaryota; Metazoa; Echinodermata; Echinoidea; Camarodonta; Strongylocentrotidae
Gene: suox
Product: sulfite oxidase
Exons: 12
Coding region: 84-1235 (383 amino acids)
Cellular component (GO): mitochondrion
Molecular function (GO): molybdopterin cofactor binding; molybdenum ion binding; oxidoreductase activity
Source: RefSeq, a predicted model, not a curated record
CUAGUCGAGUGCAGUGCUAGUGCAGUGAGUGCAGUGUCGAGUGAGACUUUCCGUAAAGAAGUUUGCAGGAAAAGAUCUGAGCCAUGGCAUCAUACAAUAAUGAACCAGCUCGGAAUCCCAAUAUGACCAUCAACUGCAAAGAGCCGUUCAAUGCAGAACCUCCAACGACUGUCCUGAGGGAGCACUUUGUUACUCCUAAUGAUCAGUUCUAUAUCAGGAAUCAUGCACCAGUUCCCAGCCUGGAUGGUAGAACACACAGAGUGACUGUGGAUGGAUUGGUGCCACGUCCCCUGGAACUAACAGCUGAGCAACUGAGAACAUGGUUUCCUCAGGCAACGGUUAUGGCAACUCUAAUGUGUGCAGGAAACAGAAGAACGGAAAUGUCCGCGAUAAAACAAGUCAGGGGUGUUGUUUGGGGGCAUGCUGCUGUCAGUAAUGCUAUCUGGAGAGGGCCUAGACUGAGAGAUGUGCUGCUUAUGGCAGGAAUUGAGAAGUUGGAGUCUAGAUGGGAGGACCUACAUGUUGAUUUUGAAGGAGUUGAUGUCUGCAAGGAAGACAGAGGCUAUGGGUCAUCAAUACCCCUAUUGAAAGCACUAGACCCCAGAGGUGAUGCCAUUGUUGCCUUGGAGAUGAAUGGCAGUGAGCUUCCUCGAGAUCAUGGCUAUCCUAUGAGGAUUGUGGUACCAGGUGUUGUAGGAGCAAGAUCAGUGAAAUGGUUGAAAUCCAUCUCGGUUCUCGGACAUGAAUCAACAAAUUAUUUCCAGAAGAGGGAUUACAAACUCUUCUUGCCUCAUGUUGAUUGGGACACUAUAGAUGAUUGGUGGGAGAAGUCACCAUCCAUCCAGGAAAUACCUGUCCAAGCAGCUGCCACCAGACCACAGCAGGGAGAAGCUAUCACCCCUGGCACACCUUAUACCAUCAAAGGAUAUGCCUUAUCUGGAGGAGGCAGGAAAAUCAUUCGUGUUGACGUUUCUCUGGACGGAGGCAAGCGUUGGGAUGUUGCUCGACUCUUUACCAAAGUGAAUGAGAACCAAACGAAAGCCAACACCAAGUGGAGUUGGGAAUUCUGGGAGUUUCCUGUCAAGGCCUUCCCUGCUCCUUGUGAAGUCGUGGUCAGAGCAUGGGAUGAUGCAAGUAACACCAUGCCGGAUGACAUAAGCUCAAUCUGGAACCUGAGGGGAGUAUUGAAUAACUCCUGGGUUCGUAUCAAAGUUCCUGCCAAGGCUAAAAUCUAAAUCCUAUGAAGAACAGAGGAUCUGUCUUUGGCUUUCCAUGUCUGGGAUCCGCUGAUCAAUAAUUCUUCAAUACAGCAUUAAAUUGAAAGUAUAGAAUGAUAGUUUAUCACAGAAACUGCUGAGAAAAAAGUUUUAUACUGUAUACUGAGUAUGCUCAUACUAUCACUUUCAUCAGGAUCAUCAUCAUCAUCAUCAUCAUAUGUUACAGCUGUAUAUUAUGCUUUACAGCCUACCUAACCAUGUUGGAAUAUACAACUAGAAUGAAAUUCUGCUUAAGGUACCAGAUCAUUCAGAGUAAAAAAUCCAUUUAUUUGUUUCGUAUUCAUCCUUAUGUAAUUGUUUAUCAUGUAGAUGGUUUGACAUGAUAAUCAUGUAAUCAGACAUAUGUCAGGAUUUUUAAAGGAGACGUUUUAAGUACAUAUUGUAGAUUAGUUAUUGAUUAACUUGGAUGCUUGAUGGUAAUAAAUAUAAGACUAAUUAAAGAAAUAUAUAACAUGCCAUUAACAAAAAUAAUAUUAAUAAUUUUCCAUCAAUGUGUGAGUAUUGCUCUCAUUAUUCAUUUUUGUUAACACAUUUGCUGUUUUUUAAUAUUUUUUAUUUCAUGAGAGAGAGAGAGAGGGAGCUAUUCAAUUGCUUCGUUAUCCACUAUAAAUGUGUACUUUAUUGUUUGAAUCAUUAUAGCUUUACAUGUUUAUGUACUGAUAAUAUGAUUUAUGUUAUCUAUUUUCAUUUUUAUUUCAUUUCAUCACUUUUACAAGACAAUACAAAGUCAAGGUGCUGAAUGGUUUUGAUUUUCCUUAUUACAUUGAGAAGAACACUGAAUAUUUCAUUUUAAAGUAUUGAUCUUAAAAACCCUGUUCCUGUGUUAUUUUCUUGUGAAAAUAACAUUCAAUGAUUUCCACAACGAAAAUACUGAUCUAUUAGAUCAUUAAACUGUUUGGUGAAAGUUGGCAGCUCUGUAUAAUGUAGUUUUCCACCCCUUUUCGUAUUAUGUAUGACCCACUGUGCCUUGUAGAUUAUUAAGUUUGAAUUUGAUUUUGUUGUAUUUGUUUGUGAAAAGGAAUGAAAUAUAGUCAUGGUGUCUAAUGCUGCUUGAAAUUAGAAGUGGGCUAUAGUGAAAUGGUAACUGGAUAUGACAAUUAAGUACACUUUAGCAUACAGUCAUAGUUAGAGUAGGGGGAAACCCUGGUGUAAUGGUCCACCCGCACACCCCAAUCAGACCGAGUAUACAGCAUCUGCAAGAAUCUUCAGUAUUGAAGGAGGCAGAUUAUCUUGAAGAAGAAGAAGAACAUAGUAUGUUUAUUGAAAUGAAAAAUAAAAGCAAAGUUUAAUAAAUGUAUGUAUAGGCUUAUUGGACAAAUGUGUACCGGUAUGUGCAAAGAGUAGUGUGGAAAUCACAGGAAACAUCUUUUGUUCCUUGACAUCCUCAUCAGAGGUUUUGAACUUCUCAGACACAGAAGAGUGCUUGCCUUUCAUUUUUGCUGAAACAAUGUGUGUAUUAAUGAUAGAGAUAAGACAAUGAUGUAUUUUGAAGUAAAAUUACUCUUUUGUAAAGCCAUGUUCAGUCCAUAUGAAUAAUUGUCAGUGCUCAUGAAAUCUUAUUAUACAUUUUGCAAAGUUUUUUUGGAGAUGCUUUUAUUGCAUUUUGUAUUACAUGUAUGUAGCAUUCUUGAAUAACGGGUGUAACAGAAGUUGCAAUAAAUGUUUCUUUUGACUAUUAGAAAUGUCUAGUUGUGAAAGGAUGUUCCAUCACCAAAAGAAUUAAGAAAAUACAGACAGAAAGAAUAAAAGUAUAUGAUAUUAGAAAAAAACAAGAUAUGUAUAUAUGUGAAUGGAACCAAACUCACCAAAAAGCAUGCAAUUUAGAGAUUAGAACUAGCAUACAACGGGAUAUAUCGAAUGGAAUUUGUGAAGAUAUACCUAGGUCUGUUAAAGUUUGAAGUAUUCAUUUACGUCAGCUGAUCAGUAAAACCCCUUGCUGAAAAAUACACUUGUGCUUGUAAAGAUUUUAAAGAGUAUUUCAAUUUGUGAGUAUUUUCAUUUGUGUGUCAUUUCAUCCAUUGAAAAUGAAAUAAUUAAAUUAUUCAAUCAUUAAA